UUUGGCUCAAGGGGCGGGCGUCGCCUAUGAGCCAACGCCGCUCGCCGCCCGCCCCUGCGCGCGGGGCCGCGGCAGACGCCGUUGGCUCUGAGGUUGCGGCCUGAGGGUGGGCCACCUCCAGGCGCCUGUGGGAUUCGAUGUGCGCCGCUCGUGUGCUGCCUUUGCUGGCUCUGCUGUCGGCGCGCGUGCUCCGCGCCUCCGAGCACGCGGGCCUGUGCCAGAGGGCCUCCCAGGCGCUCAACGCCUACUCACCUCCUGGUUACGACAUGCCCAGCUACUACCACACCAUCAGUGACUUCACGGCUGGACAAUCCAGUAUCCUCGACGGUGGUUUGGACAUGUACGACGAUGGCAACAAGUUUUUCCCAGAAUUAUAUUAUACAGACGGGUGCAGUAGUGGCUACAAUGCCAGAGGAGAAGUAUUUUAUAUGGACAUUGUCCAGAGUGGUAUAUCCGUCACGUACUUCCCAUACGCCUUCGGCACAUAUUACGUAUUCGGGGAUCUCGGAGCAGACGGUGCGGGUGACUUAUGGGCUUUUGAAACAGUUGGAUACGUUGAUGAUAGCGGUGCGGUGUGGCACGGAUAUGUGAAGCAAGUGUUCAACGCCGUUGAUCCAGCUGUCAUUCAUAUGUGGAUCACUGACGGAUCGGUCAGCAGCCACAGUUACCACCAUCUCACGGAUCAUGAUGACCACACGGUCGACGGGAUAAAUGGCCGCUUGUUUUUCCUUGUUUGGGGACGUGCAGUCCCAUCUAAUACCCCCGUCAGUUUUUUUGAAGGGUUGAUGAGCGCACUCGUGGCUACCAUAAGCGUCACGACUACAAUGACUACAAGCACGCCUUUCACCACUACAGCCACUUCGAGCGUGACAACGGUGAGCGCAACCAGCGCGACCUCUGUAACAGGCACCUCGACCAGCGCGACCUCUGUAACAGGCACCUCGACCAGCACGACCUCUGUGACAGGCACCUCGACCAGCGCGACCUCUGUAACAGGCACCUCGACCAGCGCGACCUCUGUAACAGGCACCUCGACCAGCGCGACCUCCGUGACAGGCACCUCGACCAGCGCGACCUCUGUGACAGGCACCUCGACCAGCGCGACCUCUGUGACAGGCACCUCGGCCAGCCCAACCUCUACCAGCAGCAUUACCAGCAGCACCGACUCGUCCACAUACACCAGCACCCUCAGCAGCAGUACCUCCCGCACCAGCCACACCGACUCCUCCACCACCCGCACAACUGCUACCGACUCGUCCACCAGCCUCACCAGCAGUACCACUUUCACCAGCAGCCUCACCCUCACAUCUACAUCGACGUCUCUCACGGGCACGACCAUGACACAAACCUCGAUGAGCCGCGAGGUAACCCUUGAAGACAUCUCUAGUCUGGAGGCCUCCCUUGUCGACGCCCUGCUCGCGGGGACGGAGAGCGUCGUGGUGUUUCAGACGGGGGGGGUCACCAGCAUCGCAGAGCGGCUGCAGGUCCCGUCGGAUUCGUCGGUCGCAAAUGUCACGGUCGAUGUGCCAGGCACCGGCGUCAGCGUCAGUUUCCCGGUGUCGAUGUUCGCCGCCUUAGGCUUGACGGGAGCAGUCGCAGUGGCAUCCGCUCUCAACGCCGGUGCCAACAGCUUAGCGCCUGGCUCGCCGUACAACCCUGUAUCCGCGGUCAGCAUCAUCAUCACGAGCAGCAACGGAACUGCUGUCUCCGUCGCAAACCUCCCCGAUCCGAUCAUAUUAUCUUUGCCCGCGAACAGCAGCGAUCCGCUCUGCGCGUGGCUGGACGAGUCUGCCGCCGAGUGGAGUUUCGACGGCGUGUAUCUGGGUGAUGACGGGCCGGAUGGCAGCGUGACGUGUGUCACAGAACACCUUACACUGUUCGCGAUCCUGGACUCCUUCCUGGCGACGCUGGAGUGCAGCCAGGUCUCCCUGCUUGCACCCGAUAGCUACGUCGAGCUCAUGCAAACCGACUGGUACGAGAACGUGUACGCCCAGCUUCUGGUCCAGCUGCUGGUGGCCUUGGUCUGCCUGCUAGCAGCUGCCUGCGCCCUGGACCUCGUCAAGGCCCGGAAUGGCUCCUGGAAGAACGAGGAUUUCCUGAUCGCCAACGCCGCCGCCCCGGCCGCGGGCGCAGCGGCAGCCGGACUGGUGGUCGCCGGCGGCGGGGGCUUCUGCGGGGGCUGGCUGGAAGGCGCCACGGGGGGCGCCAAGGACGCGAUCGACGACCUGCUCGGGUCCAUUUGGAGCUACCUCGGGGACCUCCGGGGCGUGCUGGAGGAGGUCAUGGUGUGCAGCUGGGAGGGCGGAUUCCUCCACGUUGCGGCCUUCGCCCUCGUCUCGCGGAGCGCCACGAGGAGCGCCUCGGCCACGACCUUCAUACUGCCCGACGACGUGGACUUCCUGCUCGGCGAGGACGUGGGCGAGAUGAUGUCGCCACAGCAGGACAGUUCGGAGAGCCACGGAGCCAAGGACAGGGUGGAGGGGGGCGGGAGCAGCGGGCAAGGCGUGGACGGCUCGUGCCCUUCGGAGGGCAGCGAGGGUGCUGUCGCUGCCCUGGCGAGGCGCGGUGGCGGGCGGCGCCGCAGCGCAGGCUUCGACGUGGACGAGUGUGUGGCCGGCUCGAGCCGCUCAGAGGGCGGGCUCGGCCGCCGAGGUGCCCACGGGCUCUUCUCGCAGAGCGCCGUGCAGCGGCACAGGCGGCUGGUGGAGCUGAGGGAGGCCCUCCAGCGCAGCCAGGAGCUGCACGUCGCCCGCCACCGCGACUGGUGCUACGUCGCCAGGAGCACGGUGCUGUCGUGGCUGUGCCAUGGCCCCAUCGGGUCCGUGUUCGUCCGCAGCAUUACGAUAUCUCAUUCUAUGCGUGCUCUUUUUCUGUGUACUGACCUGUUGGGGACCUUGAUGCUCGCCACCGUGUUCUGCUCUGCGACUGGCGGAGCCCUCAGCAAGAAGUCAACGAAACAAUGCGACGUGGAUUGCGACGACGACGAAGGUUUGAGUAACUGCGUGAUGAUACAUUUGGGGCGAUUGUUGGCCAUAGCUUUGGUAAGCUCCUUGGUCGCGGGUGUACCGCUCGCUUGGAUUAAUUCUUUGCACUCGAGGAAAUUUGUUCGAGUGGCCUACGAGGGCAGCCCCGAUUGGCAAAGCCAGCUCCGCAGGUGGAGGCGUGCAGAUUGUGCGAUCUGGGUGAUUGGUAUCGCCUAUUGCCUCUUUGCAAUCAAUUUCAUUUGUUUGUUUUUCGCGAAUGUGGCCGAGGGGGAUCAGGCCGACUGGAUGAUUAGCGCUGGCAUCAGCCUGGCCCAGGAUUUUGUCAUCGUUCCCGCGGUCGUUGGUUUUGUCGUCACAUUGCUCGCGAUGGUAUUCCUUGCGUGCGUGGCAUGUGCUUACGGGGUGAAGAAGGAGCACCUCACGAAGACGGGCCGCAUCGCAGUCGUCCAGGAGGUGUUCAAUAGCAACAGCGACAAGCAAGUAAUCAAGCGGGCGCUCGCAGAGCUCCCAGAACACACGACCAUGCAACGGCGAGGGCAGCGGAACAAUCCAGGCUGGCAGGGCAGACGGUUCGUCGGGGACGGCCAUGGUGGCGAAGAGGAGUGGGAUGAUUUUGAGGUGUUCAUGAGUCACGAUGUUGCCUGCGUCGAUCUGAGCAGCGUGCCGCAGCCGUCGGUCGAAGUGGCGGUUCGGAGGAAAGCACGGGUGAGCUGACGGAGGGCCGCGUUUCAUGUACCAGUGAGUCAUUGUCCACCGCCAAAUGGGCUAUCAGCUAUUGCAAGGUUUUCGUUGGCUCGGGGCUUGUUUCUUCCCCGUAUAGCUGUACGCUUUACAUGUCUUGUCAAGAUACCCUCAUCAUUCAUCUGGUCCAAUGAGGCCCCUCUGUGUCUGACGAUCGUAUCAGGGAGGACGCAUACACGUCUAGCUGCACAGCUUCCCAUGUGCGCUCUGGUUGCUGUCGGUCGGCAGGGCGUACGCCCGUCUAACUGCAUUUGCGCAUCAGCCUUCUUCAGAAUUCUCGAAGGGCGCAUGCUUGACGUCCAGUCGGUGCGUCGACAGCGGGACGAGGGGGGG
Molecule: messenger RNA, 4058 nt
Organism: Prorocentrum cordatum
Lineage: Eukaryota; Dinophyceae; Prorocentrales; Prorocentraceae
Source: the annotation of a GenBank genome assembly